Messenger RNA from Pseudonaja textilis, 1703 nucleotides. It is a transcript of the gene OXNAD1, whose product is annotated as oxidoreductase NAD binding domain containing 1. Gene Ontology annotation, cellular component: mitochondrion. Lineage: Eukaryota; Metazoa; Chordata; Lepidosauria; Squamata; Elapidae. Gene Ontology annotation, molecular function: oxidoreductase activity. The record is from RefSeq and is a predicted model, not a curated record.
UUGAGGAAGACGAUCGGGUGUUAUUGCUGGCUUCUAUGUGAAGUAGUUAGGCUGGACACUUAGCUGGAAGAAGCGACGUUCAAAGGAAGUGCUGGAGAAAUAAAUACCAUCUGUCAAAGCCCCCGGUGCUGAAGAGAAAAAGGAGAUCUGUCUAAAAUAAUGCUUAAUCCAUUAAGGGUUUACGGUCAAAAACUGAAAAGCUGGAUCCCAUUAAGUAAAAUCUGCUUGUGAAAUGAAUACCCUGUUGGGCACGUUUCGCUCUGUGAGGAAUAUUUAACAUAAAAGAACAUUAUGAUAUAUACAACAGCUUUUGGUUUGCCUAUAUUAAUGAAAAGUGCCAGUAGAAUUCUUCCCUGCUGUUCUUCAUACUUGUGUCUAAGACUGACAGCUGUAAGAUACUGCACAAUAAAUGGCAAAAUGAAAUCUAGAAGAAAAUCAGAUCAUCUGGAGAGAACAGCAAAAGACUUUCGACAUGAGAUUAUUUCUAAAGCAAAAGUGUGUGGCAUCAGUAAUGAAUCUGAAACAGUUAAAAGACUUCGUUUGACAGUGACGGAUAAGGAAUUUACUUUUAAGGCAGGACAAUGGGUAGACUUCUUUAUACCUGGAGUUCCUGUAGUUGGUGGAUUCUCAAUAUGUUCAAGUCCUGGUAUGUUGGAAGAAGAGGGAAUAUUAGAACUUGCAGUAAAACAUACAACACACCCACCCGCCCACUGGAUUCAUACUCAGUGUGCUCUUAAUUCAGAAGUGGCUUUACGAGUUGGAGGCAACUUCUUUUAUGAUCCUCAGCCUGAAGACAUUCCAGCAAACGUUAUGCUCAUAGCAGGUGGAGUAGGCAUUAAUCCUUUAUUUUCUAUACUGCUCCACAUUGCAGACCUUCACAGAACUGAAGAGAAGAAAGGAAGUGGUUGCAAAGUGGGAACAACCAAACUCUUUUAUUGUGCAAAAAAUGCACAUGAACUUCUGUUCAGGAAACAGAUUCUUGGUUUGACAAAUGCAUUUCCUGGAAAGAUCACAUGCAGUUUCCACGUUACCAAGCAGAAUUCGCCAAUUUGUGAGAAACUUCUGCCUUACAUCAAGGAAGGAAGAUUAUCUGGAAGUGACCUAGAAAAAUGUAUCUCCAAGAAUACUUUGUGGUACAUUUGUGGACCACCUCCAAUGAUAGAAUCCAUCUCCAAGCUGCUUGAAAACCUUGGGGUGGUUCAGAACAAUAUUUUCUUUGAAAAGUGGUGGUAGCACACCCAGUACCUCUCCAGGCAAAAUAAAAAUGAAGACAUAAUAUAUGCAUUCUUGCUGAUGAACACUGAGAGUUUAUUAAAUCAAGAAAUUACAUUAACAGAAUUAACGGUAGCAAUCCAAAAACAGAAGCCAAAUAAGACCUCCAGGCCAGACGACUUACCAGGAGAAUUAUAUCAAAAAUUAGGAGAAUUAUUGGAACUAGUAUUACAGGAAGUAUGUAAUGAGGCCUUGUUAAAUGCAAAAAUACUGGAAUCGUGGAGGGAAUCAUAUAUUACCUUGAUACGGAAAGAAGGUACCGAUGUUAAUCAAAUCAAAAAUUAUAGACCAAUAUUGCUCUUGAAUGCCGACUACAAAAUUUUUAUGAGUAUUAUUGCAGGAAGGACAAAAAAGAUUUUAAAUGAAAUUAUACAUAGUGAUCAGAAUGGAUUUCUACCACAAAGACAAAUAAGAGACAAUAUUACAAUAGU